CGUCGGACAUAGUUGAUGACGUACACAGCUGGCGCAUGCGCAGACGGAACAUAAACGAGAACACCUGAGAUACUGCCUCUGCUGCCGCGGCUGUUUACGAUAUUUACAAUAUUAAUUAUCCGACUGUAACGUAACGUCAGUCGCACUCAUCCGCCGACACAGCCGGGCUGAACCAGGGGGGCUGUGCUUGUAUUUUUAGCCGGAUACAGGCUCGCUCGGGCCCAUGUUUACCUCGCAGACCUCGUCCUUCCAGGACUCCAUCGACGUGGAAGAGAGAGAUGACUUUGACAACGAGGAAAUCUCUGGAUACGGUCAGAAAAUUCAGUUGAGCUGCUACUACACCAUCUACCUUUAUCAAGGCACAAGAUCUGAGGCUUCUGGGGAAAAUGUGGCAUGGAACCAGAGACGAGCAGACUCCACAACCAGUCAGGAGGACUUUAGCCUGACCCUUAUUGACAGCAGCCUUCCACCGGAGGCCGAACCUGAGCUGCGAACUUACAUUUCAAGGAGGCUCGGCAAAGGUGCCCUGCUGGGAGGCAUGGGCAACAUCGCCACCGUGGAACUCAGUAUCCCGGAGCAGGGAGUGGGCUGUUAUUGCUGUCUCCUGGAGCAGGAACGGUCCCCUGAACAGCCCGAUGCUGAUGGAAACGGAUAUGUCGUCUGCUUCAUGGGCGGCUCUGAAAAAGGACUGAACUUAUUCAGAUUAGAACUUGAUAAGUAUGUCCAAGGCCUGCAUAGCAGCCUGCAAACCCCAGAGCUGCAGAACCUUGAGACAGAGGUGCGUCCGUAUCUGAGCCAGUGGUACGAGGAGUCUGUGAUGCACAUUUAUCGGGUGGUGCAGCUGGUCCAGAGCAACAUCAGCUUCUUGCUGCACGCUGCGCUGAGUCAGACACACGUGGAGCUAAGCAAUUCAGAUCAAAGGACAAAGGCAGAUGUAUCCAGGUUCAUCAAAGCAGCCAGUUUGCAGGGUCUGUCCCAACAAGACACUACAACAGCUUCUCUGUGUAAGGCUGUCACAGAAGACACGCACACCAAACUGAUCAUAGACUGCUCCACCAGCCCACCCACAUUCUCUAACACAGUCAGUAAUCGCUUCUGUGACGACUGGAUUCAGGCGUUUCUCAACGGCGCAGAGCGAUGUAAUCCUUUCCUGCUCAGACAGAUUCUGGAGAACUUCAAACUUAAGGCCAUCCAGGACAUGAACAGCCUGAAGCGCUUUGUGCGUCAGGCGGAGAUGAGUCACUACGCCCUGUUUCGCUGCUGCCUCUUCCUGCAAGCCUGCGGAAACGGGGAUGUGCUGCUGCAGAAUGCGCGGGCAGAGCACAGCGACCUGCCCGAAGCCUGCAGCAUCAUCGGUGUCCUGGAGGAGUUCCUCAAGGAACUGCCCCCGGCCCGGGCCUGAUUCCAUCAUAACGCUGUGUCUGCUGGCAACACCGCAGCAAAGCGUAUCCCUUGUUCACCUCGAGACCUCGUUCCACCUCAUGUUCAACAUCUGCUUGCUGGGUAAAAAGAUGUAGCAGCUGCCAAAUUCAGAAUCUGUUAAGGCAGAUGCCGAAUUGACAUAUUGAAGUUUCCUGUGCUCCACUAGUAAGACGGCACCUGAUUCUGGAAUAUGUUCUGACACCCAGCUUCCCUCAACAAGUGGGUCUGUCUGUUUUGGGCUAGUAGUUAAUUGAGAUCUGUAACAUCACUGCACUUAUCUUAACAAAGAUUAGUUGCCUAGUGGAGGUGGUAUUGAAAAUAUAUUGAUGUGUACAGAUCAGAUCCCACCUUCCCAAUUUAUUUAAGUGUUUGUAUAUUUCUUAUUACUUUGAACCAAAUAUUAUUUCUAGUGUUUUGCUAACGGACAAUGAUCACAAAACAUAACACUUAUCCAAUCUAAAGUGUAAUUAUCUAUACUUAUUUAUCCAAAUUCUUAUUUUGUAUUUUAGUUGAUUGUACUACACAUUGAGAAUGCACAAAAAUCACUUUUCUGCUUUGCUUGUUCCAUGGGCCUUGUUUGUGCUUACAUCUUACAAUACCUGCACUACAACAUGAUUUUUGUUUAAUGCGUAAUGCUACUGUAUGUACAAAUGACUUAUCCAGCAAUAUUAGAUGUUAAUUCUUAGAGUAGAUAUGGUGUCCUCUUCGAAUAUAAUUUCCCGUUUACAAGAAUCAUUAAUAAAUAUUCAUCAGCUGAAGACUUUAUGAACAGAACAGGCACAUUGUGAAGAGUCACUCACUACAUUUACUGAGCAUUUGUUUGAGGGUUCUACAAUGUCGAUACAAAAUAAAUUACAAUUCAGAAUAAAAGAUGUAUAAAUGUG
Pungitius pungitius (ninespine stickleback) is the source of this 2306-nucleotide messenger RNA. It is a transcript of the gene c12h17orf75, whose product is annotated as chromosome 12 C17orf75 homolog. NCBI's taxonomy places the organism in Eukaryota, Metazoa, Chordata, Actinopteri, Perciformes, Gasterosteidae. The coding region runs from base 224 to 1402 and encodes 392 amino acids. The transcript has 10 exons. The record is from RefSeq and is a predicted model, not a curated record. Gene Ontology annotation, cellular component: trans-Golgi network.